This is a messenger RNA of Planococcus citri (citrus mealybug), 2053 nucleotides long. It is a transcript of the gene eIF2A, whose product is annotated as eukaryotic translation initiation factor 2A. Gene Ontology annotation, cellular component: cytosolic small ribosomal subunit. The record is from RefSeq and is a predicted model, not a curated record. Gene Ontology annotation, molecular function: mRNA binding; protein binding; tRNA binding. The transcript has 13 exons. Lineage: Eukaryota; Metazoa; Arthropoda; Insecta; Hemiptera; Pseudococcidae. Bases 172 to 1920 code for a protein of 582 amino acids. Gene Ontology annotation, biological process: translational initiation.
CACAUUUGGAUAAUCCGCAUAUUUGUUGAUCACAAAUUUCUGCUGCAAUUUUUCCACAUUCCACCUAGCCGCGUGUUAAAAUUUCGCUCGAGUAAUGUUGCAGUUUAAAUGCAGAUAAAUUCUUGUGUAGUGACAUUGUGGGGCAGUUUGCACAUGAGUUAGGCCACAAACAUGUCUACCGAAGUUCCAGUUCUGGCCGUUCGCGGCUCCACCGGGGUCAUCCUAAGCCGAGGACCACCGUCUUACGAUCCCGUCACUGCAUUUCCAACUGUUACCAGUAAGAAUUGUAAAGUAAUGUUGUUCAGUCCAAAUGGCCAAUAUUUUGCUUGGUUUGACGGAUCAAAAAUCGUAGUAACACUAGUGUCUUCGUGGAAGGUAGUGCAGGAGAUAGAAAAACCAAAAACGAUGUGUCUGCUUUUUUCACCCAAAGGAACUUAUUUAUGCUCUUGGGAAACUUUUUAUGUUAAUCAAGAAAAUCCGAAAGGUGGCCCCAAUCUAUUUAUAUGGAAAACAGAAACUGGAGAAUUGGUACAUUCUUAUAUACACAAGAAGCAAAUAAACUGGCAACUGCAGUUUAGCAAAGACGAGAAAAUCUGCGCUCGAUGCCUCGACGGCCAAGUUCUCAUCUACGAGAAGGCUAAUUUCGAAACACCAACUUACAAAAUCCAGUCCCCAAAGGUCGCGGAUUUCAGCCUAUCGCCAGGCUCCAUUUAUCAUGUUUUGUGUUACAUGCCAGGUAGCUCUGGUCCGUCGUUCGGGAAAUUAUUCAAAUAUCCGAAAUUUGAACACGAGAAUUGCGUAGCUAAUAAGACGUUUUUCAAAGCGGACAGGGUGGACAUGUAUUGGAACAACAAAGGCACGAACGUCUUAUUAUUGACCAGUACUGACGUUGAUAAGACUAAUGCUUCGUAUUACGGCAAACAAUCGUUGCAUUUCUUAUCAACGAAAGGUGAUACCGCUAUAGUCUUAUUGAAUAAGGAGGGUUCCAUUCACAGCAUUAGUUGGAAUCCAUCAGGAGAAGAGUUCUGCGUUAUUUAUGGUUUCAUGCCUGCCAAAGCUGCUCUCUUUAAUACCAAAUGCGAGGUUAUAUUCGAUUUUGGAUCGGGACCGAGGAAUUCGAUUUAUUAUAAUCCGCACGGAAAUAUUGUUUUAUUGGGAGGUUUUGGAAAUAUCAGCGGGUACGUUGAAAUAUGGGAUACUGUGAGCAGAAGAAGAAUUACCAAAAUGGAGUGUUCUAAUACAACUUUACUGCAGUGGUCGCCUGAUGGUACCCAUUUCGUCACCGCUACCACUGCCCCUAGAUUGAGGGUGGAUAACGGGUUCAAGAUAUGGCACUAUAGCGGUGCUCUACUCUACGAGAGACCGUGGAAUAAACAAGAAGAGCUUUGGGAAGUGACUUGGCAAACGUAUGCCGAUUCAAGAUUCAAAAAACCAACCAUCAGUUUUAAACACGUUGAAGGAAUUCAAUCUAGCGAACCAACAGCUUCGAAAGAGGUAUACCGACCACCGGCGGCGCGAAAUCUAGCCAAUCCGGUUAAAUUUAAUUUACACGAUAAUACCGAUACCGCGGAAACUCGUACGUUAUCCAAAGCAGCCUUGAAGAUGAAGAAGAAACGUGAUGCGAAAAGACAAGCGAAAUUGCAGCAACAACAAAAUCAAGAAGAAAACACUACCGCAGUUGUUAAUAAUGGUCAUAGCAACUCCGAUAAUGGUGCUGAGUUGAGAAAUGCUAACGCUGGUGAUAAAACAAAUAAUCGUAAUGUCGAUAAAGAUAAAAUAAAGAAAAUUAAAACGAAUUUGAAAAGCAUAGAAAAGCUUAAACAAUUACAAGCAAGUGGUAAAGAGCUGGAUAAGAAUCAAUUAGAAAAGCUGAACAAGGAAGCCGAAUUACAAGAAGAGCUAAAAAAUCUGACGUUAUGACAGGAAUCCAGCACUUCAUCGAAUUCCUGGAACCAUGUGUAAGAUCUUUUCAACGGCUGAUUACUUUUCGACGAUGAAUUUAUAUUGUUUUCUUCUCUGAUAAAAAAUAAUAAAUUAUUUCACGAACGAGAAA